Messenger RNA from Ostreobium quekettii, 566 nucleotides. The record is from the annotation of a GenBank genome assembly. NCBI's taxonomy places the organism in Eukaryota, Viridiplantae, Chlorophyta, Ulvophyceae, Bryopsidales, Ostreobiaceae.
AACGGCCAGUUCCGCUGGAGCCGGAUGGAACAGCUGGUGCGCGAGGGCAGUAAGAGCCGCGACUUCGACGCCUCCCAGCUCUGGCUGCUGGCCGAGUGGAUGGUCUCCCCCACGGCCGAGGGCGUGCGCGACCCACUGGUCGCGGAGCUGUCCCGCAUCGUGGACGCGAUGGCAGUGGGCGACGCGCGGCGGCGGCUUGCGGCCAGCCUGGGCAGCGAUGCGUCGGCGGCGGCGCUGCUGCCAGAAGGAGCGCAGGAGGGCGUGGCGAGGCAGCGGGGGGAGAUGCUGGCGGGGGUGAUCGCGAAGCGCAUGGGGGCCCUGAGGCCCAGGCUAGAGGGCAGCGGGCCCCUGGGCCUGCCCCUCCCCAGGGACCUGCAGCAAGCGCAGGAGGCCAUCAUGGCCCAGGUGCAGAACACGGCGCCCAGGCUGUACCGCCUGCUGACUCAACCGGGCGCCAUCGACAUGGUGGCCAAACUGGGGUCACAGAUCGGCCGGCGGUUCGCAGCUCGGUCCAUCAAAUUCGUGCUGGGCAGCCAGGAUCUGCAGUCAGGGGCCUCAAGGCCCAG